This is a messenger RNA of Mugil cephalus (flathead mullet), 2720 nucleotides long. It is a transcript of the gene znf367, whose product is annotated as zinc finger protein 367. Gene Ontology annotation, molecular function: RNA polymerase II cis-regulatory region sequence-specific DNA binding; DNA-binding transcription factor activity, RNA polymerase II-specific. The transcript has 5 exons. Gene Ontology annotation, biological process: regulation of transcription by RNA polymerase II; central nervous system development. Bases 303 to 1247 code for a protein of 314 amino acids. Gene Ontology annotation, cellular component: nucleus. The record is from RefSeq and is a predicted model, not a curated record. Lineage: Eukaryota; Metazoa; Chordata; Actinopteri; Mugiliformes; Mugilidae.
CGCGGGCAACGCUGCUGUGGGCGCACACAGGUCGGUUCAGACCAGACGACCUGCUGCGACACGGAGGAAACUUACCACCACCAGCCCCUCAACUGACUUUUGGAUACUUUAUAGCGAAAAGCGGACCCGACUUUUUUUCUCUCUUCAUCUCUGGAAAUGAAGGAAAUAUUCACCCCAGACUGAAACGGCGAACUGUUUAGAAUAUUUCUUCAUUGAUUGAAAAAGAAAAAAAGAACAGCAAUUACUUUUUUUGUUUGCUUUUUCGACUAUCACCGGCAUUUUUCUUUUUGACACCCGGGACCAUGGCAGAUAGCAAGCAACACGUUAUUUUCUGCAACGAUUCGCCCAAACGGGUUUUGGUGUCGGUCAUCAAGACCACCCCGAUCAAACCCAGGAAAGCGGAGGCGCUGACGCCGACGAGCCCCGGGUUCAGCGACUUCAUGGUCUACCCGUGGAAGUGGGGCGAGAACGCCCACAAUGUGACCCUGAGCCCGGGCUCGGUGAGCGGGGCUGCGUCCCCUACCGGGACACAGACGGCCAGGGAAGCGGACAACGCUCUGUCCCCCGAACAGCUCAAGGAUGGCAUCCGCAGAGGCCGGCCCCGGGCCGACACGGUGCGGGAGCUGAUCAGUGAGGGGGAGACUUCAUCCAGCCGCAUUCGCUGUAACAUCUGCAACCGAGUGUUUCCCAGAGAGAAGUCUCUCCAGGCCCACAAGAGGACGCACACAGGAGAACGACCUUAUUUGUGUGACUACCCGAACUGUGGGAAGGCGUUUGUCCAGAGUGGUCAGCUGAAGACGCACCAGCGGCUGCACACUGGGGAAAAACCAUUUGUCUGCUCGGAUAAAGGCUGUGGAAAUCGCUUCACACACGCUAACCGUCACUGCCCCAAGCAUCCUUUCUCCCGUCUGAAGAGGGAGGAACCAAAGGAGGGCCAGGGGAAGGCUCAGUCAGUGGAUAACAAGGCUGUUGCAGAGUGGCUGGCCAAGUACUGGCGAACCCGCGAGCAACGGGCCCCUACAACCACCAAGGUGAAGCCGCAGGGCAAGGCGAGCGCCGAGGACCAAGAGCAGCAGGAUCCCAUGGAGUUCCUCCAGUCCGACGAAGAAAACGGGGAGGAAGAGGAGGCCAUGGAGGAGGAGAAGAGCACCCAGGGGGGCGCGGCCAAGCGCCGCCUCCAGGAGCAGCGGGAGCGUCUCCACGGCGCUCUGGCUCUCAUUGAGCUGGCCAACAACCUGUCCGCCUGAACAUACCCCAACCCACCUCCCGAUCCUGGACCCGCUCCCCCCCCCCCCUCAUAUCUCCAAACCCAAUCCGCCUUCCUGUAAUUAGUGCUGUCACUAUAUAUUGUUCGUAAUCGCAGAUCUACAGCUAGUUUAGUUUAUUCUAUCGAGUUGUGUAACCAGGCUUCAAGAAGGAGCUAAAUUGGCCUCAGAUCAGUGUUAUGUGCAGAAUCAUCUACCCCCCGCCCCCUCCCUCCCUCCCCAACACGCAGCACCAGGAAGGCACAAGCUAAAGCACCUUAUUCAGCAUCCAUUUUAUCCCUUUAGGCUGCUAUAAAUGUAGAUUUGACUAUAUGAAGAAUGUCUUCUUGUCUUCUAAAGGCAAGGAAAGAAUACCUAUUAUGUUUUAAUUUGUUUUGCACUUUGGUAACGAGUACAUUGUGAGUACAAGAGAGUGUGUAUGACUGAUGUAUAUAUGGAUAAAGCUCAGAUGGACAGGAUGAUACAGGGUGUGGUCAAACAUAGGAAGUGAGUUCCAACCGUCGAAUGGCCUCUCACCAUGUUCCCAGGUUUCAUCUCCGGCACUAUAAGCACAGCUUCGCCGCCGCUCAUGACGACAACGGCAGUGGUCGAAACGGACUGAGAAAGAUUCAAAUAGUUUUUAGCCUCACUGGUACAACUUAAAAGUUUAUUUAAGAGGUGGCGAGCAAAGGCGGAUGAGAGGAGACAAAACGUCAGGGGAGCUGGACAAGUCUGACAUAUGACAUGGGUCAUUUUUUUUGUUCUGUUGUGUUUUAUAUGUGAAUGAGAAGUGAUCAUUGCAAGCCUAAUCCAGAGUUCUGAUGAGAAACGUUUACAUCUUUGUCACUUGUUCAGUUUGUAUAUGUAACUAGAUUCGCCUGAUAGCACCAGACAGGUGUGGGUCUAUCAACUUCUGGAUUUGAUUCAUUCAAUUCAUAUUCUACAAUAGUUAAAGGUCCAGACUACCUUUUUAUUUUUUAGGACAUGCCAUAUUUCCAUUUUCAUUGUGGUUUACCUUGUUACAAGUGUGUAGGAUGAAAGUUUUCCAGUGAGCCGGGAGAUGCGCGGACGUCGGCCACCUUUUAUAUUAAAAGACGGCAGACCGGCAUCAUGGCACAGUGUGUGUGGCAAAAUCAGUCAUCUCACUUCAAAGUUUUUAAGUUAUGAGAUAUUUAUAUUUUAGUUUUCUUCUGCUGGGGAAAAAAAGGGAAAUAUUGUUAUGGAAAAAUUAUAUAUCCCAAGUUUGUAAAAGCAUCGCAAAUUAAUUCAGAAAAUGUCACAUUUUUCACGUUUUGCUGAUUUUGAUUAAGCACUUACACCCCCUAUUAAGUCUUGGAUUAAGCUUGCAAUGCACUGAAGAUAAGAUUUAUUGUAGGUGUCCAGGAAAAGUGGCAUCUGUAUUUUUUGUGAACUGAUUUGUGUAGUGCUGGGUGUUUUUUUUUCCCCCUCUUCUCCAUUUUUUUUUUUUUUUUUUUU